Molecule: messenger RNA, 1443 nt
Organism: Cucurbita moschata (crookneck pumpkin)
Lineage: Eukaryota; Viridiplantae; Streptophyta; Magnoliopsida; Cucurbitales; Cucurbitaceae
Product: syntaxin-132-like
Exons: 13
Coding region: 197-1123 (308 amino acids)
Biological process (GO): vesicle fusion; intracellular protein transport; exocytosis
Cellular component (GO): endomembrane system; SNARE complex; plasma membrane
Molecular function (GO): SNAP receptor activity; SNARE binding
Source: RefSeq, a predicted model, not a curated record
CUUCGUUUCCACUCUGUCUGUGAUCUGUCGCUCUCUUUCUUUUUCUCAAUCUGUUGCUGUUCUAAAUUUUGAACCUCGACGACGAAUUCUCUGCUUCAGGGAACAUUGAAAGCUCGGUUCCUGUCGCCAUUUCUUUCCCUCUCGAAGAUUUCAUUCUCGCGCUUUUUUCUCUCUGGUUUCCGAGCUUCCUUCCACAAUGAACGAUCUUCUUUCGGAUUCCUUUGAGAUCCCUCGGGGUCAGCCUUCUAGAGGAGGAGACAUUGAGCUUGGAACAAAUGCUCCUACAAGUGCAGGAGAUCUGGGCUUGGAUGAUUUCUUUAAAAAGGUCCAAGAUAUUGAAAAACAGAAUGAGAAGCUGGACAGGUUAUUGCGAAAGCUCCAGGAUUCACACGAGGAGUCCAAAGCUGUGACUAAAGCUCCAGCAAUGAAAGCAAUCAAGCAGCGAAUGGAAAAGGAUGUUGAUGAAGUUGGAAAAGUUGCACGUUUUGUGAAGAGCAAGGUCGAAGAACUUGACAAGGAGAAUCUGGCAAAUAGGCAGAAGCCUGGAUGUGGUAAAGGAUCAGGUGUAGAUAGAUCAAGAACAGCAACUACUCUUUCCUUAAAAAAGAAGUUGAAAGACAAGAUGACUGAGUUCCAGAUUUUGCGGGAAAAAGUUCAUCAAGAGUAUCGGGAGGUUGUUGAGAGACGGGUUUUCACAGUCACGGGCACUAGGGCUGACGAAGAGACCAUCGAGAAAUUAAUCGAAACUGGGGAUAGCGAACAAAUUUUUCAGAAGGCAAUUCAAGAACAAGGGCGAGGACAGGUAAUGGACACUCUAGCUGAAAUUCAAGAGCGUCACAGCGCAGUUAGAGAACUGGAGAGGAAGUUACUCGAGCUACAGCAGGUAUUUCUGGACAUGGCUGUUUUGGUAGAUGCACAGGGGGAUAUGCUCGACAAUAUCGAAUCACAUGUUACAAGUGCAGUAGAUCAUGUGCAACAAGGGAACACUGCACUUCAAAAGGCAAAGAAGCUUCAAAAGAAUUCAAGGAAAUGGAUGUGCAUUGCCAUAAUAAUCCUUCUAAUCAUUGUUGUGGUGGUAGUAGUGGGAGUCCUAAAGCCAUGGAAUAGUGGUAAGGGUGCGUAAGUGGUCUCCAUCAUCAUAUCAUCUCUCUGUUAUAUCAUUUCUCAAAGGAGUUGUUGUACCUCUACCUCUACCUCUGCCUGGACCUGCAAUUUGUGUUGUUGAUCCAUUUUUUGGAACAAAGCUUCUAGGUGUGUGUGUGAUAUUGUUUGCAAGAAGAAGCAUAUAUAAAUAUAUGUGAGUAUAUUCUUUAUAUCUUCACACAAAACGCCCAUCUGCUUCAGCUUUCUCUGAAAUUAUACACCUUUUCUUUUCAUGUUCAGUUCAUUCAAUCAAGGAACCCAUUAUGAGCUAUAUAUGAAAGAACUGUAAUUUCAUGGUUA